AUGUCUGAUCUUUGUCCUGUUUACGCGCCAUUCUUUGGAUCCAUAGGUUGUGCCUCCGCCAUCGUGUUUACAUGUUUCGGUGCUGCUUACGGUACCGCCAAGUCUGGUGUUGGUAUCUGUGCCACCUCUGUCUUGAGACCAGACUUGCUUGUUAAGAACAUUGUCCCAGUUAUUAUGGCCGGUAUCAUUGCCAUUUACGGUCUUGUCGUUUCAGUGCUUGUCUCCGAUUCCUUGAAGCAACAACAAGCUUUGUACACUGGUUUCAUUCAAUUGGGUGCUGGUCUCUCUGUUGGUUUGUCCGGUUUGGCUGCCGGCUUUGCCAUUGGUAUCGUUGGUGACGCCGGUGUCAGAGGUACUGCUCAACAGCCAAGAUUGUUUGUCGGUAUGAUUUUGAUUCUUAUCUUUGCUGAAGUUUUGGGUUUGUACGGUUUGAUUGUGGCCUUGUUGUUGAACUCUCGUGCUACCCAAGACGUUAUCUGUUAA
Molecule: messenger RNA, 483 nt
Organism: Williopsis jadinii
Lineage: Eukaryota; Fungi; Ascomycota; Saccharomycetes; Phaffomycetales; Wickerhamomycetaceae
Gene: VMA3
Product: H(+)-transporting V0 sector ATPase subunit c
Exons: 2
Coding region: 1-483 (160 amino acids)
Biological process (GO): proton transmembrane transport
Cellular component (GO): proton-transporting V-type ATPase, V0 domain
Molecular function (GO): proton-transporting ATPase activity, rotational mechanism
Source: RefSeq, a predicted model, not a curated record